AGUAAAUGGUUUCUUAGCUUGUUAUACCGAUGAAAAAAACGAAUACAAGUUCAAUAAAAGUAUCCCCUUUACGCAAUUUUCUCAAAACUGAAUGAUCUCUUUUAAUGAUAAGUUCCAACAAGAUGUAACGAUCUUCUCAGUCAAAGCAGGUAUGUAAUGCAAAGAACUUGUUAAUUAAACAAAUAAAAUUAGAGGACGACUCAUCUUUAAAUAGAACAUUUUACUAUCUUAAGUACUAAAACAAAUCAAAAACCUUAGCUUCUCUAUAAAUGUCACUGUCUUUUUUCUGUUAACUAGUCAUUGGCGAGUAUUACUUCAAAUACAAUGGAAGGUUAUUGCUUAAAAUAGUAAAAUGAUCUGUUGCCUAUUAGUGAGUUACAAUGAGAGCCUCUUUAGAAAGGGAGAUUCUUCACACAACUAGCUAGAUGUACUUGUACAAUUCAUGAGAACCUUGCGAAGCAAUUAAAAUUACAUAAUAUAUGUUCACUGCACCAUAACUGCCAGUGGCUCCCCAGCACAAACACAAUUUUUGGUUAAAAGAAAGAAAAUGAGGAACAUUUAAUUUUAUACUAGUCGAAAAAACUUAUAUGGUAUGAGAGUUACUGAUGUAGCAUGUGUUCGGAUCUUCUUUGACAAGUAAGUGAUGUGUCAACCUUUAUCUUCACAGCUAAGUAGUUGACUUGUUGGCACUUAAGUUAAAGUAAAGUAUAUAAAAUUGUCUUUUCUGGAAGAUCGUGGGAAUUUUCUUACACAAGUGGGAUUUUAAUAAUUAUUUGGAUCACUUAUUGCAUUGUGAAGAGGAAGAAAAAAAAAAAAGGGAGAGAAGGAGGUCAGCAAAUGGAGAACAGGGCAGAGAAGAGAAGGAUUCUGUUAGUUCCAGUGGCUGCACAAGGUCAUGUAACUCCAAUGAUGCAACUUGGGAAAGCCCUUCAGUCAAAGGGUUUCUCAAUUACAAUUGCUCAGAGACAGUUAAAGCAAAUAAGCUCUUCACUGCAACAUGUUCCUGGUUUUGACUUUGUCACCAUACCAGAAAACUUACCUCAGUUUGAAUCUAAGAAACUAGGACCGGCCGAGUUUCUGAUGAAUCUUAACAGAACCAGCGAGGCAAGCUUCAAAGAGUGUAUAAGUCAGUUAUUGCUGCAACAAGGCAAUGAUAUCGCAUGUAUCAUCUAUGACAAGCUUAUGUACUUCUGUGAAGCUGCAGCUAAAGAUUUCAACCUUCCUAGUAUCAUCUUCAGCACCAGCAGUGCUACCAUUCAAGUUUGCUACUCUGUGUUAAGUAAACUCAAUGCCGAGAAGUUCUUGACCGAUAUGAAAGAUCCUGAAAUGCAAGACAAGCUGUUGGAAGGUUUGCAUCCUUUAAGAUAUAGAGACCUACCUACUUCAGGAUUUGGUCCAUUGGAGCCACUUUUGGAGAUGUGUAGGGAAGUAGUUAACACAAGAACAGCUUCCGCUAUUAUCAUCAACACGGCGAAUUGUCUAGAGAGCUCGUCUCUGUCCUGGCUACAACAAGAACUCGGAAUUACAGUGUACUCAUUAGGCCCUCUUCACACUACAGCUUCAUCGCUGGGACCUAGUUUACUGCAAGAAGACAGGAGCUGCAUUGAAUGGCUUAACAAGCAGAAACCAAGGUCAGUCAUAUACAUAAGCUUGGGAAGCAAAGCUCACAUGGAAACCAAAGAGUUGUGAGAGAUGGCUUGGGGAUUGGCGAAUAGCAACCAACCUUUCUUAUGGGUCAUCCGAACGGGUUCUAUCCUUGGCUCCGAUGGGAUAGAGUUAUUGCCUGAGGAUAUUAGUAAGAUGGUCUCAGAAAGAGGAGGAUACAUUGUGAAAUGGGCACCGCAGAUAGAAGUACUUAGACAACCAGCAGUGGGAGGCUUCUGGAGCCACUGUGGAUGGAACUCAAUACUUGAGAGCAUUCUGGAAGGAGUCCCAAUGAUUUGCAGGCCAUUCCAAGGCGAGCAGAAGUUAAAUGCAAUGUAUGUAGAGAGUGUCUGGAGAAUAGGGAUUCAGGUGGGAGGGGAAGUGGAAAGAGGAAGUGUAGAGAGAGCUGUGAAGAGGUUGAUGAUGGAUGAAGAAGGUGCAGCCAUGAGGGAGAGAGCCCUUGAUUUGAAAGAGAAGCUUAAAGUCUCUGUGAGAAGAGGAGGCUCUUCAUCCAACGCAUUGGAUGAGCUUGUCGAGUACUUGAACACAGAUCAAAGAUGCUGAACUUCAUGUAUUAUAAGAACGCUUAAUUAUA
Camelina sativa (false flax) is the source of this 2239-nucleotide messenger RNA. RefSeq names its product UDP-glycosyltransferase 76E4. Gene Ontology annotation, molecular function: quercetin 7-O-glucosyltransferase activity; quercetin 3-O-glucosyltransferase activity. NCBI's taxonomy places the organism in Eukaryota, Viridiplantae, Streptophyta, Magnoliopsida, Brassicales, Brassicaceae. The record is from RefSeq and is a predicted model, not a curated record.